CACAUGUGCGAGCGACACCGUUGAUAUAACAUUCGCCAUGCUGGGAAUAACCAAUCGAGGAAUUGCACUCUUCCCCGCCUUCCAAAAAAAGUUGCACCUGUAGCCAUCUCUCACAAUAGCGGCUUUCCUUGAAUUCACGUCUGCACGUCAAGCAGCUGCGACCACGAGCUGCGUGGUCGAAGCCGCAUUCGCCUUCAAACCUCCACGAAGGGCGUCACAAAGCGAAGCAGUUCGUGGCACGUACUGAAUAAUGCGCUGAACCGUAGAAGGCCGUCGAAACGCUUACAGAAAUGGGUUGUAGCGAGCGGACAUGCAAAGCGGACCUCGUUAGUGUUUCCUCGGGUGAAUUGAAAAGUCGUAAAGAGUCGACGCGGCUCUUCGGCGCGUAUUAAGUAUGACGUGCUCACUCCAGAUGGCGCAGUCGUGAUCGCCGUUCUACUUUUGUAUUCUUCGGGCGCUGCCGGCAAGUGUGCGAUGCGCUUUGUUUUAGGACGGCCGCCUUGUAACGCGAGGAAAACGUUUUUGUGUGUUGGCCUCCCGUCGAGGAUUUUUUUGACUCACGUCAUCGCGUUCGCUAACGAAACCUGAGCUGUGAACGCUCCGCCAACGGUCACUCAUGUCUGCAGGCAGCCUUGUGGCUCGGGCUUUCUUCAAGAGCGGUUGCGUCGAGCGCGCAGGAUUAGGGGUCUUAUUUUUACUUCUGCUUUCUCAGUGUUUGUUCCUGUCCAAACAAGCGAACGCGCUACAGGGUCUUGCCCCUGGAGAAGUCGGACUGAACCACAAAUCAUGCGGCAUUGCAUCUGUCGACUACCGAAUUGUAAACGGGCUCAUAGCUGACAUCGAGAGGUUCCCAUGGGUGGUCUUCCUGCAAGUCCGCUACCGGACCAUACUAACUCGAUGUGCCGGAUCAAUUCUGACUGCAAGGCACAUCCUCACGGCCGGCCACUGCACCAUUUGGACCAACGGACAGAAGGCCACGAGCAUCGUGAUGCUGUACGGCGCAUCAAAGUUCUCCACGGGCACCAAAGUAGUGGUGAAGCACUUUUACCGACACCAGGAGUUCGACUUCCAGACGUUCAAGAACGACCUGGCCGUUCUCUUGCUGGAGACACCGAUCAAGCUGGGCCCCAAAGCGCGCACCAUCUGCCUGCCCCGGUCACCCGUAAGCCUCGUCGGGGAGACCGUGGUCGUCGCCGGGUGGGGAGUCACCAGCGAGAAUGGUACCGGCUCACCUAUGCUGCGGUACACAACCCAGGUGGUCUGGAGCUUGGAGAAAUGCAUACAGGGCCUCGGAGGAAUCGCCUUCUUCAAACCGCAGCAGAUAUGCGCCUACAAGAAAGGUUCAGACGCCUGUCAGGGCGAUUCCGGCGCACCUUUGAUGCGGAAGCGGGGCGACGCCUUUGAAAUCGUAGGCCUCGUCUCCUUCGGAAACAGAUGCAACUUGGAAGGCGUGCCGGGAGUCUACACCAAUAUAUCCAACUACCGAGAAUGGAUUGAGACUGCUGUCUCUAUAUAUGGCAUGGGCAGUUAUGAGCAUGUCUGAACAAUAAACAGUCGCACGAUCAUGUCCUCGGUUGUGCAAGGCUA
Messenger RNA from Dermacentor andersoni, 1587 nucleotides. Its product is annotated as trypsin alpha-4-like. The record is from RefSeq and is a predicted model, not a curated record. Gene Ontology annotation, biological process: proteolysis. Gene Ontology annotation, molecular function: serine-type endopeptidase activity. Lineage: Eukaryota; Metazoa; Arthropoda; Arachnida; Ixodida; Ixodidae.